This is a messenger RNA of Diaporthe amygdali, 1005 nucleotides long. Its product is annotated as solute carrier family 25 member 38. Gene Ontology annotation, molecular function: glycine transmembrane transporter activity. The transcript is spliced from 2 exons. Bases 1 to 1005 code for a protein of 334 amino acids. The record is from RefSeq and is a predicted model, not a curated record. Lineage: Eukaryota; Fungi; Ascomycota; Sordariomycetes; Diaporthales; Diaporthaceae. Gene Ontology annotation, cellular component: mitochondrion; mitochondrial inner membrane. Gene Ontology annotation, biological process: glycine import into mitochondrion.
AUGAGCAGCAAUGGCCCUCCAAAGGCCAAGUCCAAGUCAACCUUCCACUUCGUAGCAGGCCUCGGCUCAGGGCUCCUCUCCGCCGUCCUCCUGCAGCCGAUCGACCUUCUCAAGACCCGCGUACAACAGUCUGGGCACCACUCCUUAACCAUCGCGUUCCGCGACAUCCGGUCUCAGCCGAACUUCCUACCUGCAUUAUGGCGAGGCGCAACGCCCUCCGCCCUGCGCACCGGCUUCGGUAGCGCUAUCUACUUCACGAGCUUGAACGCGAUCCGCAACAAUGUGUCGCGCGUACCCUUCCUGGCGGCGGGCGGCGUGGGUGCGCACGCGGCCGGGAGGGACGGGCGGCACUCGUCGUCGCUGAUCAAGCUGUCCAACACCGGCAACCUGCUGGCCGGAGCCGUGGCGCGGACGUUCGCGGGCAUGACGCUGAUGCCGCUCACGGUGAUCAAGGUGCGCUACGAGUCCAACCUGUACUCGUACGGCUCCAUCGCGGCGGCGGGGCGGGACAUCUUUAGGAAGGAAGGCCUGCGGGGCUUCUUCUCCGGCUUCGGGGCGACGGCGAUGCGCGACGCGCCCUACGCUGGGCUGUACGUCCUGUUCUACGAGCAGAGCAAGAAGCGCCUGAGCUCGUGGACCAGCGGCGACGUCAAGGAGAAUGCGCCCGCCAGGACCAAGAUGAACCCCGCGAUGGGCGUCUCCACCGCGGCCACCAUCAACUUCGGGUCGGGCGUCAUCGCCGGCGCCGCGUGCUCGGCCAUCUCGAACCCGUUCGACGCCGUCAAGACUCGCAUCCAGCUGCAGCCGGGGGUGUACCGCAACACGUUCCACGCGGCGCGCAUGAUGGUCACACAAGAGGGGCUGCGCAGCCUGGCCGACGGGCUGGGGCUGCGCAUGAGCCGCAAGGCCAUGAGCUCGGCGCUGGCGUGGACCGUGUACGAGGAGCUUGUACGGCGCGCCGAGGUCACGCUGAACCCCAAGACGAGGAACGAGAGUGUAUUAUGA